AUGGAGGGUCCUCAUCUGACUCAGAGCUGUGAACUAUCUCUGCCCUGCUGUGCAGACGGGGGGUUGCUGUCGAGCGCCAAGGCCCCCCAAGUCAGCGGGGUAAGAGUUCAGCUGGAGAUGCAUGCACUGUGGCAGCAGUUUGAUCAGCUGGGCACAGAGAUGAUUGUUACCAAAGCUGGAAGGAGGAUGUUUCCUACAUUCCAGGUGCAAAUCUCCGGGAUGGAUCCUGCUGCUGAAUAUGUCCUGCUUAUGGACUUUAUCCCCAUUGACAAUAAAAGAUACAGAUAUGCGUUCCACAGCUCAUCUUGGUUGGUGGCAGGGAGAGCAGAUGUCGUAGCCCCAAGCAGGAUGCAUUUUCACCCCGACUCGCCUGCCUGUGGAGCCCAGUGGAUGAAGCAGACUGUUUCCUUCGACACUCUCAAGCUCACCAACAACCUGCUGGAUGACAACGGACAUAUGAUAUUGAACUCCAUGCAUCGCUACCAGCCGCGCUUCCAUGUGGUGUAUGUGGAUCCAGCUCCCAACAGUCACUUAAAUGCAUACAGGAACUUCUGCUCUUUUUCCUUCCCUGAGACACGCUUCAUGGCCGUCACUGCCUAUCAGAACCACCGGAUCACUCAACUAAAAAUUGCUAGCAACCCAUUUGCUAAAGGCUUCAGGACCACAGACCCCCAGGACCGCAUUGCAGGACAGGAGGACCCAGACCCAUUGUUGGUGGAGCAGUGUGGACUAUUCCACCACUGUAAAGACUCUGAGGGACUAACCACAGAGAAGAAAGACGGAGACAGUGUGUUAGCACCUGCUUCCUUCCUCCCUAUUCCUCCCUACUGGGAUUGUCCAGGAUCAUCGCAAGAGAGAAGCAGUCUGUCAUGA
Messenger RNA from Plectropomus leopardus (leopard coralgrouper), 873 nucleotides. The record is from RefSeq and is a predicted model, not a curated record. Lineage: Eukaryota; Metazoa; Chordata; Actinopteri; Perciformes; Serranidae.